Messenger RNA from Betta splendens (Siamese fighting fish), 1790 nucleotides. RefSeq lists its product as uncharacterized. Gene Ontology annotation, biological process: spermatogenesis. The record is from RefSeq and is a predicted model, not a curated record. The transcript is spliced from 4 exons. Gene Ontology annotation, cellular component: nucleus; cytosol. NCBI's taxonomy places the organism in Eukaryota, Metazoa, Chordata, Actinopteri, Anabantiformes, Osphronemidae. Bases 294 to 974 code for a protein of 226 amino acids.
GGGGACGUGGGCGGAGCGACGCUGUGAGGUCCAGGUGGUCGCGUCUGCGUAAAGACGCACCGACGGAACGGCCGCAGGACGUCAGAAGAGACGAGCGACCGGACGCACUCGGCUCCCGGAGCCUCUCUGAAUGAAGAAGCUGUUCAUCGGUGAACGGCUCCGAACUUGUUGCUGGAGGAACAACCGCUAAGGGAGGAAACGCGCGUCGGCGGCGCCCGGAGACGCGGAGGCGAGCUUUGAACCGUGGGCUUCCACGCAGGACGGGGCGGCUCGGUUCGGCCGCGAGUGGAGCUAUGUUCAGGAAAAGCAAGAGCAAAGUGCUGGUGGAGUAUGCGUCGGAGGAAGACGACGUGUCCUGGCACUGUCACCGCUCCCGCAAGAACAAGGACAUAGAAGGAGAGGAAGAGGAGGAGGAAGCUGUCAGCAGCGUAUCCAAGGAGGCCAAGGUGAAGAAGAUCAUGUCAAAGAAGGAGCGUCGGGAGAAGAAGAUGUUCUCCUCCAAAGACGAUGAACACUUUCUAUUGACAGGCGUGAAGGCGGCUGACCGCAGAGGGUCUCACAAGAAAAUCAAGGAUGACGAGAAGGAGAAGGAAAAGAAGGACAAGCCAGAGAAGGGCUCCUGUUUCUGGGAGAGCGUCACCACGACGAUGAGGCAGAUCUCGCCUUCGAAAAAGGCCGAGAAGAUCGAGGGAUGGGACCCAGCGGAGGCGGCCACAGACGAGGACCUGGGUGAGAAGAGCCCGAAGGAGGACUCGCAGGUGCCCUUCCCCGACCCCCUCGGCGUCCCCUUAGAACUGGCCUCCUGGGGGGGGCGGGGCCUGGAGGAGGACUCGUCCCGCUACGCUAACCUGUCGGACUCCAAGGACUCCACGGCGGGCGUCAGGUGGACGGCUCGCGCCAAGGUCAAACUGGCCGGCAUCAGCAGGAUUAGCAGAGGGAUCGCGUCGGAGAGCGCGUGGGAGGGCUUCAAAUAGGAGACGACCACGCUCCCUCCUCACCUGUGCACCAUCAACAACAAAUGAAGACCUGACCACAACGGCCCGCUUCUCUCUGUAGUUAAUGUGGUUGAAAUCUGCUUUAUCGCUGGCUCCAAACGCACCACAUUCAUAUCAAGCUUGUUCUCUAUCUGUAACGAAAGACAAAAUACCCAUGUAGCUUCACCACUAGCAUUAACUGUAAAUGACAACUUGUGAAUGCCUUAAACUACUGUAACCAUGGUAACUGUGACACCCGCUGGCCUGGAAUUAAGAUAUUUUAUAAAUUUUAUAUUGCCAACAUUUGAAUAAAACAAUUCACAGAUAAAAUCAGUGGGACCUGGAAACUCGAAGCAUAACGCACACGUUGCAGUGUCUGAGAGAGUGGUGAUGUCCUGUUUAGAAAAUACCUUUAUAUGUUUAAUUAUGAGAUUGAAUGUUAAUAGAAUUUAUAUAUAUAAUGGUGAACAGUUUUGCACCAUCAAGUGCUUUUCUUAAGACUGACUGACGUUGUGUGUCAGAUUAUCCGAGUGCAAACCUGCCCUGCUCAUCACAGCAGACGUGCAGGUGCGGGUGGGUUGGAGCCAGCUCACACCUGUGCUGAGUUUACCCGGUUUCCAAUUACACGCCGGGGUGUUCAGACAGCAGCGAGUUCGCCAGCAGGACCCGUGUCUGUAUGCUGCGUUGCAAAAAGCAGCUGAUCACUUGGAAAAUCUGCUUUUUGCACAGGACAGAAACGAUAAACAGCAAUUUCACUUUCGCAAUGAUUUGAUUAUUCUUUUCCAUGAAUAAGAAAUGUUAAAAUUCCUGCUGCCA